AUGAGUGUCCCAGAUGUUACCAUUGGAAGUCAAAUCAAUUAUGGAAGUAAGUACAGAUUCACAUUCUUCAGAAAUACUUACUUCCAACUCAUCUUUUACCACGAUGUGAGAACAGAAGAUUAUUAUUUUAGCCCAACUAAUGUAACGCACUGUUUUGGUCGAUACAGAUACAGUUUAUUAUCCGAUCUCGAAAAAGAAUCAAUAUAUAAAUCUAGCGGCAAAUACGAAUUUCUUAUUCAUUAUCCCGAAUUAACCGGUAACAACUACAAUUGGUGGCGUCAAAGUAUUUCUCCUAAUAUCCAGACUGAAAAACAAAACCACACAGAUGAAAAUGACCAUUAUGUUAUCGGAUACGAAAACGUAAGUGUUUAUUAUACCCAAAAUUAUUGGGGUGGAUUAGCCUUAAACGCAUUAACUAAUAAAUUGUACCUCAAUGGUUGUAUUAAUUCGCUUAUGUGGUAUUAUGGCAUUGGUGCAUACGGAGUUGAAACAGGAAUUCCUGGUCCAUCAGGAGCAACAUAUUUAAAAAGAGUUGCCCUAUAUGCAAAGAUUAAUAGUUUAGACAUGAUUUAA
Trichomonas vaginalis G3 is the source of this 573-nucleotide messenger RNA. Its product is annotated as glycine-rich protein family. The transcript has a single exon. Bases 1 to 573 code for a protein of 190 amino acids. NCBI's taxonomy places the organism in Eukaryota, Parabasalia, Trichomonadida, Trichomonadidae. The record is from RefSeq and is a predicted model, not a curated record.